Messenger RNA from Malus domestica (apple), 1823 nucleotides. RefSeq names its product cytochrome P450 94B3-like. NCBI's taxonomy places the organism in Eukaryota, Viridiplantae, Streptophyta, Magnoliopsida, Rosales, Rosaceae. Gene Ontology annotation, molecular function: iron ion binding; oxidoreductase activity, acting on paired donors, with incorporation or reduction of molecular oxygen; heme binding. The record is from RefSeq and is a predicted model, not a curated record.
UGCAUUUCACACUGUAACGGAGGAAAACAAAAUUAAACAAUGAUAAUUAAUAAAUAAUUAACUAAUCAGACCCCUAUAAAACAUUGCGGUUGCUGAAAGCUGGUUUUUGCUCAGUCUGAGUUCAUUGCGUUCAUGUCUGAGAUGGAAAUAUCCAUGUCGCUCUUCACACAUCCUACAUUCAUUGUUUUCUUAGCAAUCAUUCUCUAUGUUUUGCAUGUGCUUUUUUCGAGAUUACGGCGAGUCUAUGAAUUUUCCUACCAAGGCCCGCCGAGGUAUCCCGUCAUCGGGUGCUUCAUUUCCUUCUACAACAACCGCAACCGCCUCCUGGACUGGUACACCGACCUCCUUGCAAAAUCAACCACCAACACCAUCGUUGUGGACCGCUUCGGCGCACGGCGGACAGUAGUCACGGCCAACCCGGAAAAUGUCGAGUACAUGCUCAAAACCAACUUCAACAACUUCCCAAAAGGCAAACCCUUCACCGAAAUUCUUGGGGACUUUUUGGGAUGUGGUAUAUUCAAUGUGGAUGGCGAGGUUUGGCGCACCCAGCGCAAGUUAGCAAGUCAUGAGUUCGGCACCAAGUUUCUGCGUGAAUGCAUGACGAAGACAUUGGAGGAAGAAGUGGAAAAGAGUCUAUUGCCACUGAUGGAGUCGCUGGCGGAGACGGCGCAAGUGGUGGACUUGCAGGAGUUGCUAAGGAGAUUCACUUUCAAUGUGAUUUGUAAGGUGUUUUUGGGAGUUGAGCGGUGCUGCUUGGAUCCCUCUCUGCCACAUCCGCCGCUUGCAAGGGCUUUUGACACGGCGUCGGAGAUUUGCGCAAGGCGCGGAGCAGCUCCCAUGUUCAUAAUUUGGAAGAUUAAGAGGUGGCUUGGAGUCGGUUCGGAGCAAAAACUUAGAGCUGCGGUUGAAGAAGUUCAUGCCUAUGUAAUGGAUAUAAUCGAGAGGAGGAAGAGCGAGCUUGAAGCAGCUGAGACGGAUAGUGGAGCUCGCAAAGACCUCCUAACGCGGCUAAUAACGGCGGGGCACGAGGAGGAGGUGACGAGGGACAUGGUGAUAAGCUUUAUCAUGGCGGGGCGGGACACAACUUCAGCGGCAAUGACAUGGCUCUUCUGGUUGCUUUCCCGCCAACCAGGUGUGGAGGAAGAUGUGGUGAAGGAGAUUGGAUCCGCCGGAGAAAAGAUGUCGGAUUUCGAGUUGUUGGAGUUGAGCUUGUUGAAGGCAUGCCUUUACGAGUCCAUGAGGCUUUAUCCGCCUGUUGCUUGGGACUCGAAGCAUGCCGUAGUUGACGACUCGUUGCCUGACGGGACUCGAGUUCGGGCCGGAGAUAGAGUGACGUAUUUUCCCUAUGGGAUGGGUAGAAUGGAAGCACUGUGGGGGAAGGACCGGUUGGAAUUCAAGCCGGACCGGUGGUUUCUUGAACCGGACAAGGAGAGAUCAGCUCUGAAAAAGGUAUGUCCCUACAGGUUGCCUAUUUUCCAGGCAGGUCCAAGGGUUUGUUUGGGGAAGGACAUGGCUUUUAUUCAGAUGAAAUAUGUGGUGGCUUCGAUUCUCAGACGGUUCGAGAUCCGACCGGUUGAUUCCGGUGAGCCGGUUUUCGUGCCGCGGCUGACGGCUCACAUGGCCGGCGGGUUGAAAGUUCUAAUCCGCAAGAGAAGUGAUGACCCAGAUAAAACCUAGAAUAUAUUCAUUUAAAUUAGUAGGAGUCAAUGGUUUUUAAUAUUUAAGGUUUGUUGGACAGUGUAACAUGCCAUUAUGCCUCAAAUGUAGCACAAGGAUAUUAUUUAUGUACAUAAAGCAUAUGUAUAAACUCUAUAAUUUUACCA